CACUGACGCAUGCGCGCCGCCGUCGACCGGUCGCGCCGAAUCCCGCGCAUUUUCGAUCUAUUUUAUUUACCCAUCGUGGACAAUCGGAAUUUCGUAAUCUGUGAUAGUGCUGUGCUGUGUUGUGGAGUGAAGUGCGAACUGUAAAGAUACCCGUGAACACUUUCACUGGACUGAAAGUUGAAAUUACGGAGCUCUUUAAAAAGGACCACACAAUUUCGGCGACAUAGAGAAUGCCAGUUACGUGAUAAACAGGCGAUAUUCGCGCGGCAACAUGUCGCCGGUCUGCCACAACUUCGUGCAGAACGCCUGGAAGAAGGACUUCUGCUCUAACUGCUUCAAGUCCCGCGAGGACCACCUCAAGCAAGACCGCACCAACGAGGGCAGCAAGUACAUCAACACACCCUUCCAGAACAGAAGCACCUUCUUCAAGAAAACACCACCCAGCAUACUCAAAACACACCCCAAGAAGAAAAACAAACGAAAUGUCAGAUUCCCUGAAGAGGUGAGCAGUGUCAUAGGCUACGGGGGCGACGACUGGUCUGAUGGAGAGGAAUUCGAAAUUUCAGAAGAAACUGAAGAAGAUGACACUUUCCCUGAUACAGAGGAAGAGAGAGAACUUCAUAAAGUCACCAAAUUGAACACAGAUUUUAACACGGUUAAAGCUAAUCUAUUGGGUGAAACUGCAAGCAAAUCUUACACCUCUUUACUGUUAGGGAAAAUGCAAACAGAUUCCGAUGGAAAGAAGAAGACUUUACUAGUCUCAGUUACUCCGUUUGGGCAAGAGAACAAAAGCCCAAAUGUAAAAUCGCAUGGUCGGAAACCCGCCGUUAUACACGUCACAGAUGCAUCCACCGAAGAAACUAAUAAUUAUAAAACCAAUAUCAUUCUGUCAUCAUACGUUAAAGAAACCGAAACUAUUAUACAAGCAGACAGCACAACAGAAAGUAUAUGUACUGAAAAAUCGCUGCUUGAAGAAAUAUCAGAAACUUUAGAACAGAACAGAAUCACAAAUGCCACCGAUCUUGGUUUCACACAAAAAGAUUGCACCAAGCCCACCGUAGUAGAAGGGAAGAUGAAGGAGAGCAUGCAAGAUGACUUCGACAAGAAAGAAAUGUGCGAGACCAAAAAGAAUGCGAUCGUGAGAAAAUCGCCAUUGCCUAAAACACAAGAAAGGCCUAAAGUAAAUCUCAGCCGAUCUGAAUUCAAAUUUUGUAAGAUUAAUGUUGAAAGCAGUAGUGUUGAUUCAGCGGUAAGCACUCUCAAUUCCACUGCCAACAAUUCUCUAACGUCAGACGACGAAAGUUUCAACGGCCGCACGGACUCCGAUAACGACGAUAGCGGCCAUUUCUCCGAAACGAAAUGUGAAGAGACAGUCAAGAUAAAAGUGUUCAACGAUACCGAUAAGAACAUCAAGAUGUCCCCGAUAGGGCAGCUCAGGAAAAUAGACGGGCAAGCUAGCAACGGCUACUCGACGUUCCAAAGUCCGAUUAUAGAUAUGCCACCGAUCGUGCCAAAGCCUCAUGACAACGUGUUUUCUGCUGAGGCUAGUAGGGAGUUAGCUGGCGAACCGGAUGGUAGGGCAGAUCCAGAUGAAACCACCGAAGCCCCUGCGUUACCUAAGAGCCCAAUGCCUACUAUGGAUCCUCGUCCAUCUUUCCUUCACGGAAUGAUUACUGAUAUAAUGUCUCCCAAACCUGCCGUACCUGAAAAGCCCAAGUUGCCGAUCAAGCCGGUUAUAAAACAAACAACUAAGAAAGCCGUCGUAACGCCGCAAACGGUUAUGCAUUUGCAAACUAAAGUGGAAGACGAUCGGUCGGCCCGAGCUAUUAGUGAGGAGAAAAAUAAUGAAAUAACUGAGGUGCACGAAGAAAAACCUGAACCGAUUUACUACGCGAAACCUGUUCUAACAAAGCAAGACAGUGACACGUCACUCAAUAGUCUUACUAAAUGUAAAGCACCGUCACCUCCAUCAUCGCCAUCAAUAGACGAGUAUCCGAACUUGUAUCAAAGGAAUACAAAUGGAUUCACCAAAUCUGACUCUCCUGUAGUAAGAGAAUUAGAGAAGCGAGAGCGAGCGACCAUGUCCUCGGCGACGCCUAAGGUGAAACCUGCUGACACUGUUGAGAUUAAGAAGGUUGAUGUCAUCCCAGAACCUGCCCCUAGAAGAAACAUAUCAUUGUCACACGAUAAUCUUCUCUUAGACGAAAAGCGCAAAGGCAAGCUAAAAUUCUCCAUCAAGAAACUCCUACGCAUAGGCUCAUCAAAAGACUUAGACAAGAAAGAGCUCAGCGUAGCAACAGUGGCGAAAGUAGCCCACAAACCCGAAGAAAUCUUUGAUUUAACACCGAAACCGAAGCCACGGCUGGUGAUCAUACAUCCGUUGGACAUAAACGGGUCGAAUGUUGAGGUCGUGAAGCCGAAUGAGAUAUCCGAGAUUCGUCGGAUGAGUCACGAUGACGUGUCGAUAUAUAGUGGGAGUAGUUCGGCAACUGAGGUCGAGACACCGAAGGUCGUAAACAAGCCCCCUCCCCCUCCAAGGCACUCGAGUGAAGAGACAAAGGUGGCCACAGUUCACAAGCCGGCCAGACCGCCGCCGCCGAAGUCGGCUGCUCUGCAAAAAAAGCAAAAACAGCAAGCGUGGACACCGCCAAACAAGAGCGACAAUAUUUAUGCGAAUCUAGGCGAGAUCCGGUCAGCCCUAGCCCCUAGAAAACCCGAACGCACAGCUAGCAUGCGAGAGCGAGAAGCUCACCUAGAGCUCCCCAAACGCAGGACUCCCAUAGACGACGAAAAAGACGACGACGGCCCCCAAGAACUCGUCCAAGCCACCAACGAAGCCGUCAUCCAUAAUUACGACGACGUUUACAACUCUAAUAAGUACGAGGAAACCUCAGAUUCCGCUAAAAACAGUGACAGCGAUUACGAAUACGUAAACCACGCACGUUCAAGCUCUCCCGAGUGUGAUUCCAAGCCAGUAGAGACGCGGAAAGACGAAAGCGUCGAAUACCCGAAAUACAACGGCUUCAGAUCCUCCCUCCCUUACUGCGGGAGCGAAACAGAAUCAGAAAUCUACUCCCCGUACAGCUUCUACAGUUCCAACGAUAACAUGGAUACUGGCAACGAGGAUUAUCAGAACGAGAUGACGCCAAAAACGACUACGAAUAAGCUGCGGGUGCGAAAGGGACGCAGUGUUGUGCACAGGAAUCUGGAGGAUAAUUACGGGGCCGUCGUUAUUGCUAACCACGAGGCGCUGGCGCAGGUUUUAGAGCAGGUACAGCAGAGUGCCACGAUGCAACCCUCUCUCCGCGGUCUCAAGGCCUGCACUAAUCUCCGCUGGAGCGACUUCGCCGUGCAAUCGUCGAAGACUGUGCGGGCGGGCAAGCGGCUGUUCUACCCUGCAAUUUGGAACUCUAGCCAAGGCCCAGUGAACGUCACGUUGAUGGUCCACAAGGAACAAACGGCCUCUCAACUCGUCUGCCAACAGUCGAUGCAGCCUCAGACCCUCAGCCUGAACGCUAUCACGGAGUUCUGCGACCUGGUGCCGCUCCAGCAGUUCGGAGAAGAAGGCGAUGACUUAGUGCAAGCAACCAUCGUCGUGCUAGCCCAAGCGCAGGUCGACACCCUCCAAACCUACGGGGAAUCCCUCCGCUCCGUCGAGAUAUCCACAAAAGAGUACCAACUAGUCCAAACCGAGCAGAUCCAUGAGGCCAUCUUCAUGAUGCUCCAACUCAUCAACGGCCUGAAGUGCCUCCAAGCGAGGGGGGUCGAAGAGAUCUCGGAGAGUUUAACCUCUUUUAUUUCGUUGAGGGAACAGCCUUGUGGGGCCAGCGGGAUAAGUUCGCCGACUCCGGAUGACAGGCUGAAUUCAUUGUCGGCGCCGAAGACGAACUGCUAUGGGAGAUUGUGCAUUUUACAAGGAUUAAGCGACGACAUGAACAAAUCAACACCAGACGCCCACCUCAACUCUCUCUGCAAGUGCGCCAUCAAAGCCCUCGAAAUCAUCCUCCCAAGCGAGAAACUUACCCCACUACUCAAGGAAGUCCUACAAGAAGAACGAGCGAUCUCCCUAAACCAAGCAAAAUCAGUCUUGGAAUUCAUGCUGUGGGGUCCUUUAGAUGUCGUUCAAGGCGUCCCUGUGGAUGACCGCGAAUUGUCUCUACAAAGAUGGCUGGAUUUAGAAAGAGCGACGGUUUUACACGGGUUGGUGAGAACCAGAGUCCAACUGAAUGUGUUCGAGCAGCUGCAUUUGAUGUUCUUAGUGCGAUCCACGGCUAAGACGAUGUGCGAUGCGUCGGUACUUUUAGAAAAGGCCAAUGUGUAUUGAUGUAUAUUUUUUAGCUUUACGAGUGCGCAUCUGAAAUUUUAAAUGUAUAGCCGUAUAGUUUUGAAGGGCAUUGAAAAUAAGUUGGGCGCCAUUGAAAACUUUCAUUGAGAAAGUCUGGCUAAAGUAAAAGUAGGUACCUAUACAUUAUUUUGUAAAUAACGUAACAAUUAUUUUCAUUCCCUUUUGAGUAAAACUAGUUUCGAAAAUCGCUCUUAUUUACAUAAAAGAUUGUAGAUAAAUGAAUAAUAGUUUUUAACAUUGUACGUAAUUAUUUCCAAGUAAUUUGUGUCGGUGUGAAUGUCAUUUCAAUUUAUUAGUUGUAAUAUUGAGAGUGUAAUUAAGAAUAUAAAAAUAAUUUUCAAGCACAGAGCACAAUACUCAUGUUUUUUGGACCACAGAUGCGUACUAUCUUUAAUCUUAUUAAGUUAAGCCCUUAGCUUAGUAGGCACCUGAAAGACUUUGUUGUUAAUUUUAAUUGUUUUGAAAUUGUUUGACCCCCAAAUCAUUUUAUUGUUAAUUAUAAAACAACCAUAAUAAUAUGACUUAUAUUUGCAAAUUUUACCGAAUAUGACUGAUUUAAGUCCAACAAAAGAGCUUAUAAAACUUAAAUAUUAAAGUCACAAAUAGCAAAGAAAGUUAUAAUAUUUUUCAAGAAUAAAAAGUUUAUAACUUUAAAUGCAAUUGUGACAUUUAUCGGUAAAAGCCACUUUGCCAAUAUGGAUAAGUAUUGAUAACCAAAUAUGUAGUACAUUUUUACAAAAAAAGAGACAAAAAUAUAUGUAAUAAACCAAAAGGGGGUAAAACGUUCAAAAUAUUAAUUUAAUAAGAUUUUGACUUUAAAAAUAGGUGCCAAGACAGUACUGAAAUUCUAUAUACUCGUUUUAUCUAAUCUGGUGCCUUAUCUACUCUAGUAUAUAAGCGUUGUGUACAUUACUGCAUGUAUUUAUAUAUUUCACGAGCUUGGUGGGAAGUUCAAAGUUUAUAUAUCGUGUUAAGAUGUCGAAUAUAAAUCUAAAUAUUUUA
This is a messenger RNA of Cydia fagiglandana, 5347 nucleotides long. RefSeq lists its product as uncharacterized. Bases 272 to 4324 code for a protein of 1350 amino acids. The transcript is spliced from 8 exons. The record is from RefSeq and is a predicted model, not a curated record. NCBI's taxonomy places the organism in Eukaryota, Metazoa, Arthropoda, Insecta, Lepidoptera, Tortricidae.